Messenger RNA from Pogonomyrmex barbatus (red harvester ant), 1538 nucleotides. RefSeq names its product insulin-like growth factor 2 mRNA-binding protein 3-A. Lineage: Eukaryota; Metazoa; Arthropoda; Insecta; Hymenoptera; Formicidae. The record is from RefSeq and is a predicted model, not a curated record.
CACAGUCGUCGCCUAUCCGCGGAUCGAGCGGCUCGCAGUCGGCCAGUUGAGGCGCGAGGAAGCCAGCAGCGGAAAACAAAGAAGGUGCCAAGCCCGAUCGAGGACCGAUCUCGUCGCAGAAGUCGUCCCAAGGACCCCGUGCUCUCUCGUCCCCGUGUUUCCUUGCCUAUCGCGUGUGCAGCCCGUGACCCGCACGCGAUCCGCGAUCCGAUCCACGUCGUGUCCGGGAUUCAAUCAGGAGUUCACAUCCGCGUGUCGUCCCAGCAAGGAUACACACAUCAAGCGUCAUCCAGAUUCCAACCCGAGCCGAUCUAACCCGCGCGAUUCCUCCGCUCAAUCGCCGGCAUAACAACACCCUUCUCCUCCUGCUUCGUCGUCAUCGUUAUCGUGCAACUUCGUCCGACACCGUCCUGUGAUCGUCGCGAGCCCCGUCGUGAUCCCGUCGUGUCGUGUCCGCGUUCAAAGGAAAAAAGAAAAAAAAAGAAAAGAAACUCUUCCCACCGGGUCCACGUAGACCUCGAGUCUACGACGAGGUCAGUACUCGGGGAAUCGGGUACGCGAUCCGCGCGCACGCGCACCAAAUCGUCAUUCUCUCGUCGAGCCUGAUACACGUGACCGAGCCGCGUACUCGGUGGAAGCCGGCAUCAUAGCGUCGAGAAACGAGCAGCCAGCCACCAUGUCGAAGCUCUACGUGGGCAAUCUGCCCUCAGAUUGCAACGAGAGUGCUCUCAGGCAGCUCUUCCAGGAGCACAGCCUGGCGUGCACCACGAUCCUGGUGAAGCGCGGCGGAUACGCCUUCGUCGACUGCGCCGAUCAGUCCACGGCCGAUCGGGCGAUCGACAAGCUGAACGGAUAUACCUAUCUCGGAUCCUCGCUCGUUGUAGAGCCGUCUGUCGCCAGCGCAGCAAAGAAACGCAGUGGCUUCACAUACGUCGCCGAUAACGAAGCGCCAAGAGUCGCGAUAGCAUCAUCAAUCCGAUAUCAUAAAGUAGUCGGCACUUUCGACUGUCAUAAAUUGCGAAUUUUCAUAAUUCGCGUUGCAGAUCGUUUGCUUGACAGGCCAAUAUAGUAACGGUAAUCAAACGAAUGCGCAUAAUCUAUCACGAAAUAUCUCGUAUAUGUAAUAACAUAAGCUGAAUCAUUAUUAAUGAUAAGUGAUAUAAUAAAUCUUUCAUAAUAUAUAAAUUUGCAUUAUCAUACUAAAUUCACAUUUUAAGAUCUCUUUGAUAUAAGGCUGUAGCGAUAAAUAUCUAAAAUGGACAUUAUUCUAAGCGCUAUAUAACAUGAUGUUCUUAAUUGUUAGGGCAAUAUCUUCCAUUUGUAUCGUUACUCAUUUGUAUCGAUAUUCUUAAAUAUUAAAACAAGAUAUCGAAGCAAUCGAAUAUGAAUGAAUAUUCUUCUUCUAUUUAAACACUCUCUUCUUUUCCUAUCUGCUUAUAUAUCUGCUUAUAUAUGCAUAUGUAAUGAUGUAUAAUAUCAAGUUUCUCGACAAUUUUCGGCUGCAGUCACGUAGAAGCAACUCACUGCAAAAAAAAAAA